This is a messenger RNA of Camellia sinensis, 761 nucleotides long. Lineage: Eukaryota; Viridiplantae; Streptophyta; Magnoliopsida; Ericales; Theaceae. The record is from RefSeq and is a predicted model, not a curated record.
UCUACACAUGCCUUCACUCCCUCUCUCUCUCUACUUUCUCUUUCUAGAACAAGCCAUGGCUCGGAACCCUGCGCUCGCUUUUGCAUUUCUGUUUUUCAUAGUGUCCGGCGUCGGAGCUCAGUCUCCGGCUUCUUCUCCGACCAAAACUCCGGCGGCUAUAGUGACUCCUUCCUCACCUCCUGCGACGGCGCCUUCGAAGCCUACAUCUCCGGCUCUAGUGAAGACGCCUUCGAAGCCUAAAUCUCCAACUCCUGUGACGGCUCCAACUUCAGCCCCGCCUACAGCGAUCUCAGUUCCUCCAGCUACGGCUCCGACGACACCAACUGUUCCAGCUCCUGUAUCAUCUCCGCCAGCCAAGACACCAGUGAGCUCACCACCGGCUCCGGUUCCGAUAAGCUCAUUUGCUACGGCUCCGGUCACCACGCCAGCUGUUUCUCCGGCCACCGCGCCAGCUGUUGCUCCUCCGGUGCCGGCUUCUUCUCCUCCGGCUGUGGCUGUUCCAUCGCCGGCUCCGAGCAAGAAGAAGACUAAGAAGAAGCACAAUGCACCUUCGCUGGCACCAUCUUCAGAGAUGCUCAGCCCUCCUGCACCGCUGAGCGAAGCCCCUGGUCCAAGUUCUGACUCGAUCUCGCCCGGUCCAGCUCUCGCAGAUCAGAGUGGGACAGAGAAGUUGAAGUGCAUGCAGAUGGUGGUUGGAAGCUUGGUGUUGGGAUGGGCUGCCUUCUGUUGGUUGUUCUAGACUAGUCUUGGUUACUACCGUC